AUGUCCGAAUUCAUGAAAGGGGUGAUGCUCCUAAAGCAAGAUUUGACUGAGGUUCCGGCAGAAGAAGCCCUCAAGGGCAAGGUGGUCGCUUUAUACUUUUCUGCUGGCUGGUGUCCACCUUGCAAGCAGUUCACUCCGAAACUAGUUCGUUUCUACCAUCAUCUUAAAAAAGCAGGGAAGCCCAUUGAGGUGGUUUUCUUCUCUAGAGAUCGAUCAAAGGCUGAUCUUGAAGAGAACUUCACGGAGAAGCAUGGAGACUGGCUGUGUGUGAAGUAUGGAGAUGAUAUUCUGACACGUUAUCAAUCAAAAUUCGAGAUAAAGACGAUUCCGGUGCUUCGAGUCAUCAAUCCAGCUGGGAAGAUGGUUGUUCUGGAUGGGAAAUCGGAAGUUGUCGACAAAGGAAAAGCUGAUCCGCUUGGACUUUUUGCUGCAUGGCAGGCAGCUUGCAACAAAUAA
Messenger RNA from Caenorhabditis briggsae, 456 nucleotides. The transcript has 4 exons. The coding region runs from base 1 to 456 and encodes 151 amino acids. Gene Ontology annotation, biological process: photoreceptor cell maintenance; sensory perception. The record is from RefSeq and is a predicted model, not a curated record. Lineage: Eukaryota; Metazoa; Nematoda; Chromadorea; Rhabditida; Rhabditidae.